GCUCAUUAGAGACGAAAGGGGAGGGGGGGAGGCGACCACCUUGAUAGAGGAGGCGAGCGAUCGGCAGCCCAGCUUACCCGAGGCAGCUCCCGGCUCGGAAGAUGGUGGUGGCGGAGUGUAGCCACGCGGCAGACACGGCACUCGGGUACUACCCGUCGGCGGUCGGUGGCUCGAUAAGUGGCCAUGUCAUGUUCAAAGUUCUCUCUCUCUCUCUCUCUCUCUCUCUCUCUCUCUCUCUCUCUCUCUCUCUCUCUCUCUUGCAGGCAGGGUAGGCUAGUUAUGUUUUUCGAACCAAAUCGGCGCCCCCCGCCUCCUCCGCGGCCCCCCAUUUGAAACGGAAUGGCGAUACACUGUGAGAAAUAGUAGUUAAUUUACAGUGAAAUUUUCCAUAAUUUAUCGUCAAUCUUCAUAGAUAUUUUUUUACAGUGUAAAGUGUACCAACACGUUUCAGUGUAAUUACGUGAUGUGCUCACAGUGUAUCAGUGCGCUCUUUCUUUAUCGCUUUCUUGUUUUGUUGCAGGAGAAUGGAGAGAGUUGAAGGUCUUUCUGGAGGGAGAUUUGUAUUUCUCCAUCUCGACUUUAUUUACCUUCUGUCCCAUAUUGGUGAUGUGCUGACGCAUGUUAAGUGUCAAGUUGGAGGCUGCCAGGGAUCUGCGGCCUUCAGUGGUGACAAUGUGUACCCAAUUCGGGAACACAACCACGGGCCCGAUUUGGAAAUGCUGGACUUAAUACGUUUCAAAAAUGAGCUAAGGCGCUUGGCAAGGGAAAGUUCCGAGGAUUAUCGUCGUCUGUAUGACAACGCAAGUGCAAGGUUUCGCCUUGGAGCACGGGCAUAUGCGUUUCCUGCUGCAUCUCAAAUGAUGCAGCGAAUCAGGAGGGCGCAUGUGCCUCCUACGCCGACCGACCUUCUGAACCUGCAGGAGACACUGCGCCACCCUAACUGGACGAACUGGGCUAAGGAUUCAGAGGGUAACGACUUCUUUCGAGAAUCCUUCGUUGCUCCGGACGGAACUCAAUGUGCUGUGUUUGUAUCACACACAUUUAGUGAUUUAGUUGUGAGGCCAGGGUGGAGGGCCCACGCGGACGGCACAUUUAAGUCUAUCCCUCUGAAUCUUAACCUAGAGCAGCUGUUCAGCCUCCAUGUUAUUGACGAGGAUAACCAUGGCCAAAAGAAGCAGUUGUACCCUGUGGCGUAUGCACUUAUGACGCGGCGUACUACUGACGCCUAUGAGGCCGUUCUACGGUGCAUAUGUAACCAUGUGCCUGGCAUCCAGAGACCGGCAUCCCUAAUGGCGGACUUUGAGCCGGCACUACGCAGUGGCUUUCGCAGAGUCUGGCCUGAAAUCGAAGUGCAUGGAUGCUGGUUUCACUUUGGACAGGCGGUGCUUCACCGUGCUGUUGACGAGUGCCACCUCAAGCCCCUGCUGCAGGAGGCCCCGGAGGCAGCGAGGGCACAAAAGAUGCUCAUGACACUUCCUUUGCUCCCAAUGGAGCUGAUUGUUGCUGGCCUCGAAUACGUCGAAAACCAUGUGGCAAGAAAUGGACUGACGCCCCAGUUUGCUGCUCUUCUCCGGUACAUGAGAACGUACUGGAUUAAUGAGGUAGGGGUGGAAAUACUUGCCAUCGGACAUCUGCACUUUCGGACGAACAAUGCGGUCGAGGCAUUUCACAAAUGUCUCAAUACCUCAGUGGGUGUCCAUCCAAACUUCUGGAAGUUUGUCGAUGCUUUGCGUGCUGUUGACAAUAGUCGAGCACGAGACCGGGGGCAGGUGCAAAACUUUGUGCAGGUGCGACGGCGACAAAGGGCGAAUUACCGGAUGCAGGAUGACCAUAUUCGUGACAGCAGGGCUCUUUACCUGGAAGGAGAGCAGCCAGACAUCGGCGGGUUCCUCCGGGCAGCCUGUCACAGUAUGGACAGGUACUUUUACCGUAUGAUGCUGGACAACAGGGAACGUGCAGGUGGACCUGCCGCUGCUCCUGCACGUGCAGCUGGAGCAGCUGCAGCACCUGCAGGUGCAGUUGGAGCAGCUGGACCUGCACCAGCUGCUGGGCCAGCAGCGGAGCCCGCCGACGCGCCUGGAGCGGCCCGGGUACCACAGGGCCCGGCACCUGGCCCAGCCAGAGGGGAGCUGCUGCCCGCGGGGCCGCGGCCAAGAGUAGCGAGGGGAGGGAGACGGGGAGUGGCGCGCGUCGCGGCCCCAGCGGCCCCAGCGGCACCCGCGGUGGCAGCAGCGGCGCCCGCGCCCCUAGCCGAGGACAGCUCGGAUGAUGAUGACUUUGUUCAACCACGGCAGCGCAACCAGGCGAGGGUUGCGCAUCCCGCUGGGCAACCUGCCGACCUGCCCGCUGGACAACCUGCCCAGCCCGCUGGUCAACCUGCCCAGCCCGCUGGUCAACCUGCCCAGCCCGCUGGUCAACCUGCCCACUGUGUUCCUGUGCACCUUCACGCAAGACAAGUAAGAGCACCAGUCAAAGUGCAGUUAAAAUAA
Molecule: messenger RNA, 2489 nt
Organism: Frankliniella occidentalis (western flower thrips)
Lineage: Eukaryota; Metazoa; Arthropoda; Insecta; Thysanoptera; Thripidae
Exons: 10
Coding region: 525-2489 (654 amino acids)
Source: RefSeq, a predicted model, not a curated record